Spinacia oleracea (spinach) is the source of this 1534-nucleotide messenger RNA. RefSeq lists its product as uncharacterized. The record is from RefSeq and is a predicted model, not a curated record. Bases 174 to 1241 code for a protein of 355 amino acids. Gene Ontology annotation, cellular component: cytoplasm. Gene Ontology annotation, biological process: NADPH regeneration. Gene Ontology annotation, molecular function: oxidoreductase activity; nucleotide binding. Lineage: Eukaryota; Viridiplantae; Streptophyta; Magnoliopsida; Caryophyllales; Amaranthaceae. The transcript has 13 exons.
AAUUCAUUUACCCAUUUACACAUUUACACACCAGAUUAAAGAAUGGAGAACCAAGAUUUGUAAGAAAAACAAAAAAAAAUAACUGUUACAAACACUUGAUUAGCGCACUACCGCGUUUUGUCUUAGCUAGUCGGGUGCAUUGCAGUGUUCAUUGUUCAGAACCUUCAAAAUCAAUGGCGAAACAGACCCAGAUCGCCAUUAUCGGAGCAGGAACUUUUGUGAAGAAUCAAUACAUUCCCAGAUUAUCUGAAAUCUCUGAUCUUGUUUCCAUCAAAUACAUUUGGAGUCGUUCUCAGGAAUCAGCUAGAUCUGCAGUGGAAGCAGCAAGUAAGAAUUUCCCAGAAGUAGAAUGUAAAUGGGGUGAUGCUGGUCUUGAUGAUAUUAUGAAGGAUGCCUCAGUAAUUGGAGUUGCUGUAGUUCUUGCUGGCCAAAUUCAGGUAGAUAUGGCGCUGAGACUACUCAAGGCAGGAAAGCAUGUAAUCCAAGAAAAGCCAGCUGCUGCAAACAACGAGGAGGCAGAAAUGGCACUAUCAAGCUACAAUCUUAUAUCUCCUGGUAGUCCUAGCAAGCCAAUAUGGGCUAUCGCAGAAAAUUACAGAUUUGAACCUGGUUUCAUUGAGGGCAGGAAGCUAGUAGAAGAAAUAGGAGAUAUGAUGAGUGUCCAAGUUAUCGUGGAAGGAUCAAUGAACAGCUCUAACCCAUAUUUCGCAAGUUCUUGGAGGCGGAGCUUCACUGGAGGUUUCAUUCUGGAUAUGGGGGUACAUAUGAUUGCAGGAUUAAGGAUGCUUGUUGGGUGCGAGAUGAAGUCCGUUUCAGCUUUUACCACUCACAUUGAUACUAUUCUGCCCCCACCAGAUAACAUCUCAAGUACAUAUCAACUAGAGAACGGUUGCUCUGGCAUUUUCGUGAUGUCAGUAUCUACUAGAUCACCGAAGAUAUUCUGGCGGGUUGUUGGCAUAAACGGGACUGUUCAAGUUGAACGUGGCAACAUUGACGGGAAACAUGGUUACUUGGUGUCUAAGUUCGAUGUCGAUGGGAAAUGCACAAGCUCAUUUCACCCAUUCAGUGGGGUAACUGAAGAACUUAAAUCAUUCUUACAUAGCAUAUCAGAGGACUCCAGCAACCACAAACCCGACCCUCGCCUAUCUUUCAUCGAAGGUGUUCGAGACGUGGCUGUUUUGGAGGCAAUGCUCGAGUCUGGAUCGAAGCAAGGAGUCGUGGUGCCUGUCAAAACAUUUUAACCAGAUCAGAGAUUCCUGCUGUAGCAUAAUAUCGGCUUUGCUCUAAAAAUAAAACGAACGAGGUUCACCUAUAUGAUUGUAGUGUUUCAGACUCAGACAAGUGAACCUGAAAAACCUGCAGUCAACUGAAAGAAUUGAUCUGUAUUGGCAUGUGACAAGGAAUUGAUCUGUAUUCAAUGGUGUUACUUAAGCAAGUCGAUCUGAUCUGAUCUGAUGUAAACUGUACCCGAGUUGAUCUGUAUUGAAUCAACUCAGAAAGUUAAUCGAAUAAACAAUACUUCGUAUUCUUUAAA